AGUGAGUGAGUGAGUGAUGCUGAGGCCUGAACACCUGUGGGUUCCACAGGCACAGAGCAGCAGUGGAGCGUGGCUGAUCCAUAGUGGCUGGACCAUAGUGGUUAGUACUCCACCUCAGAGUUUGUGUUAACUGGGUCCAGUGUGUCAGUGUCCUGUAGGAAUCUCUACAGGCUCUGUGGUUAGUACUCCACCCCAGAGUUUGUGUGAACUGGGUCCAGUGUGUCAGUGUCCUGUAGGAAUCUCUACAGGCUCUGUGGUUAGUGUGAGUGAACACAGUGGACUCAAUGUCAGUCUCUGAGAUAGUGGUCUACUGUACGCUGCCUGCCUGCCUCAGAGGGUUUGAUCAUGUGUGGGUGGACACACUGACCUCACUGUCUGACUCACUGGACUCUGAGAGAGUGAGGAUGCUCUUGAAGUCUAUUGGUAUUUCAUGGAAGUCUGUUAAGUUCCAGUCUUGGUCUGUCUGCUGGUGUUUGUUCCUCCUCCUGAAACAAAGUAUUCAGCUUUCUGCUGAGCCAAGGACCUACCAGGGUCAUCCACAGACCAUGCUGCUCCCUCUGCCUGCCUUUUUCCAUCUAAAAUGAUCCCUCUCUCCACUCUGCUCUGCUCCAUUCUGCUCCUCUCAACCUUUUCUUGGAUCACUCUCCCUUACUCCCUCCUCUGCCCCACUGCUUCCCCAACCACACGUGGCAACAAAAAACACUCUCCUUUAAAAGACGGAUACAAGCCCUCAAAAACACACACACACACACACACACACACACACACACACACACACACACACACACACACACACACAAGCAUCUCAAAACAUACGUCUCAACUAACCACCUUUUUGGAGAAGUCCCUGAAUGAAUAAAUAGCUCUACCCUUGUCAGGGAGGGGAGGAGAAGGAGCGUUGGAGGCUGGAGUUGGCACCGGUUGCUUGCCUCCUGCCCUUUAGUGGUUUGCUCUAAAUGAUAUCUCUCAUGGGGGAAAAUAUGUGGUGGUUGAGCUGAGCUCAGAGUUGGAGACCCCCACCUCUCUCUCUUUCAGUCAUCUACUCUCUCUUGUUUUAUUACUCUGUCCUCUCCCUCUCUCUCUGUCUGUCUCUCUCCCAUUAUCCUUUCCAUUCUAUUCAUCAUUUAUGCUUCCCUGUAUCUCCCCUAGUCUUUGUCUUCUCCCUCUAUCUCUGAAUCAAUCAUCUCUCCCCUCAGCCCAGGGUGCUGUUCUGUUCUGUCUGUUCUGUUCUGUUCUGCCUGUUCUGGUCUGUUCUGUUCUGUCUUCUGUCUGUUCUGUUCUGUCUGUGCUGUUCUGUCUGCUGUUGAUGGAUGGUGGAUGUAUUUAUACUAGGUCUGUGGUUGAUGGGGGAAGUCAUGAGAGGGAGGGAGGAGGGGCCUGGCUACUACCUUCCCCAGCCACAGUGAGCCCAAAUCGGGCUGAUGUUUACUUUCCACUGGGCUGGACCAUAACUGGCCCUGGAGCUCAGCUGAGCAUCAGCAGUCCUGGCCACAGCCACAGCUCAGAAAGGAUGGUGGCAGGCGGGCACACACACACGUGGCGUCAAGCGGCCCCAGUGGGCAUUGUUUUUGUUUGUGUUGUGUGGUGAUGUUGCGAGCCGGCCUGGCCAUGCCUGGCUGUGCCCUGUAGCUCAGUAGAGCGCCACCCUGCAUGGGCAGUUAGGAGCCUCCAGUCAGACCAGACUAGUUUAGAUAAACCAGUCCAGUACAGAGGAGUCAUCGAGAGCCCUGCCCAGUCCGCUCAUAUCAGUCUUAAUUCACUUUCUUAUUUAAAAUGUAUUUGCCAGUGUAAAUGCUAAAUCAACAUAAUUGUAAAUGUGCCAGAUUCAUCCUACUACUUUUCAACUGUGGUCCCACUGUGAGGUUGGUUCCAUGUUCUGGUGAGAAGAACAAAUGCAGGCCUCUGGCCAAAGCAGCAUCAUUGCCCACUGAAGGAACACUGUAAUGGGUUUUUACAUGAGUUUGGUCACACAUCCACCAUAGUUGUUGGAAGCAACUAUCAGAGCCAGCACAGUUGGGCUCAGGUCAGCUCAGCAGUGUGAAAAGGGCAGUGCUGAGGUAUUUUAGUCAGCGGCAUCACCUUUUUCUGACCCGAUGUUAGAUAGAUGUAAAUGUUCUCAAAUGAUAGCUUUGUUGAAAUGAAUUCUGAUUGAAAUAAAUGAUUCAUUCUAUCAUUCUAUCCCAGAUUAUUCCCAGAUUAUUCCCAGAUUAGACCACCAUGAGAAUUAUACAGGCUUCUAACUCCCCUCCCCAGUCCCUCCACACGACCAAAAACCAACUAUCUCUCUCUCUCUCUCUAGGCUGACUGGUCAGGACGUGUAAACGGCCCUAAUUGGCCUGACGACAAGCCAUAAAAAUUACCCACAUCACAUACACACACACACACACACACACACACACAUCCUAAAUCUGCCACUCUUUCAGAAGCUCAGAAGUAAUCAUGCUGCAGACGUGUGUGGAUUGCCAGGCUUUUCCUGUGAGCCUGGAUUAGAGGAUUGAAGUGUGUGUGUGGCUUUGAGUUCAGUUAUGCGCUCGUGUGUGUGUCAGCUUUGUCUGCCUGUGUGUCUGCCUUCAAACACGCACGUGUUUAAGGCUAACUCCAUGUUAAUUACUUGCUCUCCUUGUUACCCCGUCCACCCUCCUCUUUUCUCUUUUUGGUAAAUUGAAGGAGGGAAUAAACAGGUGUUUGUUGGGCGAGGCAGUCGUCUCAUUCCUUCAGGGUCAGGGUUCACAGCCAGGGGUCAGAGGUCAGGGGGAAUGAGCCCCAUAGCAACAGGAUGUUUGAAACUCUUUAUUCUCUGAGAUUAGGGUAGUGUGUGAGUAGACGUGUGUGUUUGGAGUUAAAAUGACUAAUGAGGGUAGAGGGAUGUAAAGUCUGAUCUGUGAUCAAGGUCCAUUCCUAAGCAAGCUGUGUGCCAGCCAGGCCUCUUUGGAAAGGCGUAUCACACACACACACACACAGAGACACACUGGACUACACACACACAUACACACACACACAGACACACACACACACACUGGACUGCACACAGACACACACAGAAACAUCCCACAUCUAGAUCUUAGACAGGUGAAAAGUAAGAUCAUUCAUUCUAUAUUACUUAUCCACUGGUUUUAGCGCCACUAUUUGCAGACACACGUCCAUUUUCAGAGGUAUGUCAUGUCCACUGUUGGCCAUAAAACCAGCUGGCCAGCCUCGACACAUCGUGAGAGCAGUAUUGUGAUAAAAAGGAUUAUGGGUACUAAUCCGUGCCUGUCACCACCCUCUGCUCAGUGUAAAUAUAAGUAAACACACACCCUCGCAAACCCAGCUCUGCUCUGAGCACACUCACUACCAUAGACAUGGGUUUAAAUAGUAUUUGUUUUCUUUCCAAAUAAUUUACCUGUGCUCGAUUGCGCUUGCCAGACGCAAUGGAACCAAUAGAGUUGUCACAAAAGUUCAAGCCCCUCCCAUCUGACGCCUAUCGCUCCAGGCAGGUUUGAUCAGACGCUCCACGCAUUUGAAGGCAAACGAUACUAUUUAAACCCAGUGUUGCUGCACACACUACAGAGCUAACUAAACAGCUUUACAUCUGAGUUAAGCUAUAGGUUUGUAAUAUCAGCCCCAAACCAUGCAGGGAACAGCUGAACCACUAGGUCCACAUCUCAGACAGGUACCAGUUCAUAGGAUCACUCACAGACCAUCACAGCUGAGAACAGGCCCAGCACAUCUCAGACAGGUACCAGUUCAUAGGAUCACUCACAGACCAUCACAGCUGAGAACAGGCCCAGCACAUCUCACACAGGUACCAGUUCAUAGGAUCACUCACAGACCAUCACAGCUGAGAACAGGCCCAGCACAUCUCAGACCGGUACCAGUUCAUAGGAUCACUCACAGACCAUCACAGCUGAGAACAGGCCCAGCACAUCUCACACAGGUACCAGUUCAUAGGAUCACUCACAGACCAUCACAGCUGAGAACAAGCCCAGCACAUCUCAGACAGGUACCAGUUCAUAGGAUCACUCACAGACCAUCACAGCUGAGAACAGGCCCAGCACAUCUCAGACAGGUACCAGUUCAUAGGAUCACUCACAGACCAUCACAGCUGAGAACAGGCCCAGCACAUCUCAGACAGGUACCAGUUCAUAGGAUCACUCACAGACCAUCACAGCUGAGAACAGGCCCAGCACAUCUCAGACAGGUACCAGUUCAUAGGAUCACUCACAGACCAUCACAGCUGAGAACAGGCCCAGCACAUCUCAGACAGGUACCAGUUCAUAGGAUCACUCACAGACCAUCACAGCUGAGAACAGGCCCAGCACAUCUCAGACAGGUACCAGUUCAUAAGAUCACUCACAGACCAUCACAGCUGAGAACAGGCCCAGCACAUCUCAGACAGGUACCAGUUCAUAGGAUCACUCACGGACCAUCACAGCUGAGAACAGGCCCAGCACAUCUCAGACAGGUACCAGUUCAUAGGAUCACUCACAGACCAUCACAGCUGAGAACAGGCCCAGCACAUCUCAGCACAGCAUCAAAGCUGUUCUCUGCUGUGGAAUCUACAGAUGGGUAUACAGGACCGGCGUUCAUGAUGCACUGCUAGCUUGAAAGCCCGUUCGGACUGUGUAUACAGCGCUGUGUGAUAGAUGGCGACCGUCGUCUCGGGGGGACGAAUCAGAGCCCUCACAGCUUGACCCCAGGGCGGCGUGCUGCCGGAGAGUUAUGGAAGCUGUGCCGGCCGGCCAUGUUUUUCUGUUUGUGUUGUAUGGUGUGACUGGAGAGUUGAAUAUGAACAUUUUUAAGAGGGAGGGAGGGAUUAGUCUCUUGUUGAAAGGGGGCUUGGUGAAGUACGAGCGGUUGGCUAGUCUCUUGUUGAAAGGGGGCUUGGUGAAGUAUGAGCGGUUGGUUGGAUUUGGUUUGUUGUCUUAAUCCAGAGCAGUGUCCAUGUAAGUCAGUUCAGCUGCUCUGUAGUCUCAAACAGUCUCCCACCAACCCAUUAACCCUCAAACACACUGUGUCUGUCUCUCUCUCUCGCCCUGUCUGUGUCUGUGUCUGUGUGCGUGCGUGCGUGCGGGCGCAGGUCUGCUCCAGUUAGCAUCAUCACUGUAAUAGGAUGUGUAUUAAUCUUUCAGCACCAGGUCUUGGCGCUCGUUGUUUUGGGUUGUGCUGUAACCCUCUUGGGUGAUGUUCAUCAUCCCUCCUCAUCCGCUGUCAUCCAGACUUUAUUGGUUUGGUUGUCUGCUGCAUGGCCUGUUCUCUAUGUGUGUGUGGUUUAUCUCUGUCUUUCGCUGUCUCUCUCUCUUUUCUGUCUCUCUCUCUCUUUUCUGUCUCUCUCUCUCUUUUCUGUCUCUCUCUCUCUCUUUUCUGUCUGU
Oncorhynchus tshawytscha (Chinook salmon) is the source of this 5351-nucleotide messenger RNA. RefSeq lists its product as uncharacterized. The coding region runs from base 3611 to 4582 and encodes 323 amino acids. NCBI's taxonomy places the organism in Eukaryota, Metazoa, Chordata, Actinopteri, Salmoniformes, Salmonidae. The transcript is spliced from 2 exons. The record is from RefSeq and is a predicted model, not a curated record.